AUGAAGCGGAUUAGAGAUGAUAUUUACGCCUCUGGGUCUCAAUUUAAACGUCCUUUGGGCUCUUCUCGAGGCGAAUCAUAUAUGCAACCUCCAAGUCCUGGAGGAGGGAGCACUGGUGACGGCGGAAUAAACUCUCAGAAGCUGACAACGAAUGAUGCUUUGACGUAUUUGAAGGAAGUAAAGGAGAUGUUUCAAGAUCAAAGGGACAAAUAUGAUACGUUCCUUGAGGUUAUGAAAGACUUUAAGGCGCAGAGGACCGAUACAUCUGGUGUGAUUGCACGAGUGAAGGAGUUGUUUAAGGGGCAUAACAAUUUGAUUUUCGGGUUUAACACCUUUUUGCCGAAGGGGUUUGAAAUAACGCUUGAUGAGGAAGAAGCUCCACCAAAGAAAACUGUUGAAUUUGAAGAAGCCAUAACUUUUGUAAAUAAAAUUAAGAAACGGUUCCAGCACGAUGAAGAUGUCUAUAAGUCUUUCUUGGACAUCUUAAAUAUGUAUCGGAAGGAUAAUAAGGACAUCACUGAGGUUUACAAUGAGGUAUCUACUCUUUUUGAGGACCACCUAGAUUUGCUUGAAGAGUUUACUAGAUUUUUGCCAGAGUCUUUGGCACCUCACUCAGCAGCCCAAUUAAUCCGGAGUCAGGCCCAAAGGUAUGAUGACCGAGGAUCAGGCCCUCCCCCUGUGCGUCGGAUGUUAAUAGAGAAGGAUCGCCGACGAGAAAGGGCUGUUGCUUCUCGUGGUGACCAUGAUCAUACUUUUGACCGUUCUGACUUUAAUGAUGAUAAAACAAUGGUCAAGAUGCACAGAGAGCAGAGGAAACGCGUCGAUAAGGAGAACAGAGAAAGAAGAAGCCGUGAUUUGGAAGAUGGAGAAGCAGAGCAAGAUAACUUGCACCAUUUUCCAGAGAAAAGGAAGUCAUCCAGAAGAAUUGAGGGGUUUGAAGCUUAUUCUGGUCCUGUUUCACAUCCUGAGAAAAACAAUCUAAAAAGCAUGUACAACCAAGCAUUUGUGUUUUGUGAGAAAGUGAAGGAGAGAUUAUGCAGCGAAGAGGAUUAUCAGACAUUCUUGAGGUGUCUCAGUAUUUUCAGCAGUGGAAUUAUCCAAAGGAAAGAUCUGCAGGAUUUGGUUUCUGGUUUGCUUGGAAAAUCCCCUGAUCUCAUUGAUGAGUUCAAUCAGUUCUUCGAGCGUUAUGGUUUUCAGCACAUUGCUGCCGUUAUGAGCAAAAAAUCACUUAGCAGCGAAGAACAAUUAUCUAGGUCAGUGAAAGGGGAGGAAAAGGAAAGAGAACACAAACGCGACCUCGAGGCUGCGAAGGAAAAGGAGCGAUCCAAGGACAAGUACAUGGGGAAAUCAAUUCAAGAGCUUGAUCUAUCUGAUUGCGAGCGUUGCACUCCUAGCUACCGGCUCCUCCCUCUGGAUUACCCAAUACCUUCUGUGCGCCACAGACAGAAAUCAGGAGCAGCUGUUUUAAAUGAUCACUGGGUUUCUGUCACUUCAGGAAGUGAAGACUACUCUUUCAAGCACAUGCGCAGAAACCAGUAUGAAGAAAGCUUGUUUAGAUGUGAAGAUGAUAGAUUUGAGUUGGAUAUGUUGUUGGAAUCUGUUGGAUCUGCUGCGAAAAGUGCGGAAGAGUUGUUGAAUAGUAUCAUUGAGAAGAAAAUGAGUUUUGAGGGCUCCUUCCGAAUUGAAGACCACUUCACAGCCCUAAAUUUAAGGUGCAUAGAGAGACUUUAUGGCGACCAUGGUCUUGACGUGACAGACAUAAUACGUAAGAAUCCAGCCGCUGCCCUUCCUGUAAUUUUGACUCGUUUAAAGCAGAAACAAGAAGAAUGGACAAAGUGCCGUGAAGAUUUCAAUGUGGUCUGGGCGGAUGUGUAUGCGAAAAACCAUUACAAAUCACUUGAUCACCGCAGCUUCUAUUUUAAGCAGCAAGAUUCCAAGAACUUGAGUGCUAAAGCGCUUGUGUCUGAAAUCAAGGACCUGAAAGUGAAGUCACAGAAAGAAGAUGAUGUUCUUCUGUCUAUCUCUGCUGGUUAUAGACAACCCAUAAUUCCUCACUUUGAGUAUGAAUAUUUGGACAGAACUAUUCAUGAAGAUCUAUUCAAACUAGUCCAAUUUUCAUGUGAGGAGAUCUGUUCUACAAAAGAGCAAAUCGGUAAAGUUCUGAGGCUCUGGAACAAUUUCCUGGAGCUGAUGCUUGGUGUUCCACCCAGGGCCAAGGGGUCAAAUUCUGUUGAAGAUGCUAUCGAAACCAAGCAUCUCAGUGCAUUCACCAGCGUGGAGGCUAAAGUGAGUUCUGAUGCGAUAAGUUUGGCUUCUAGGCAACUAAAAUUUGCUGCCGAUGGAGAUGAGUAUGCUUCAUCCGGGGUCUCCAAACAUGGCGGGACUGGUUUGUCGAAUAGGGAUUCUUCAGCGAAAGAAAAUCGUAAGGAUGAUGAUCCUGCUAAUAAAGAUGUCGCCACCAGUUCUGCUGUAAAACCCCAGAAAGAUCAAGAAAUUGGAAAUGGAGCCGAUAAAAGAUCUAGAGAUGUUGGUGAAAGAGUAGCCACUACAAGUGCAUCACUCCCAAGUGGGGCAGAAAACAAUAAUGGUUCACGAGGCAUUUUAUCCGAACCAAGUGAGGCAAUAAAUAAAAUUGAUGCCAUUCAGCGUACCCAGGAAGGUGAUAUCGGCAGAAGUAUAGCUAUAGCAAAUGGAGUGCAGCCAGAUGCUUCCAAAGCCAACAGUAAUUGUGAUGAAUCUGGCGGUCCAUCCAAAAUUGAGAAGGAGGAAGGUGAAUUGUCACCUGUUGGUGAUUCCGAAGACAACUUUGCUGUUUAUGAAGAAGAUUCUGGUUUGAAGUCUUCUGCCAAACCAGAACAUUCAGUUGAAGCUGAAGGAGAAAAUGAUGAUGAAGCUGACGAUGAGGAUGGUGAUGAUGCUUCAGAAGCUGCUGAGGACGCAUCCGGAACUGAAUCUAUUGGCGAUGAAUGUUCACAGGACGAUAAUGGUGUGGGGGAUGAGGGCGAGCAUGAUGAGAUUGAUGGUAAAGCUGAAAGUGAAGGAGAGGCAGAGGGAAUGGAGUCGCAUCUUAUAGAAGAAGACAAUGGUUUGCUUCCAUUGUCAGAACGUGUUCUACUGUCUGUUAAGCCUCUUUCAAAGCAUGUAGCUGAUGCGGCUUUGCUUGAUGAGAGAAAAACAGAUUCCAGAGUAUUCUACGGGAAUGAUGACUUUUAUGUUCUUUUCAGGCUUCAUCGAAUCCUGUACGAGCGAAUUUCGUCUGCAAAAACAUUUUGCACAGGCGGUGAAAUCAAUCGGAGAAACAUGAAAAAUUCACCAGAGCCUUACGCAAGGUUUAUGAGUGCUCUGUUUAGUCUGCUAAAUGGCACAGCUGAAAAUUCCAAGUUUGAGGAUGAGUGCCGAGCUAUUAUCGGAAACCAGUCAUAUGUUUUAUUCACCUUAGAAAAGCUGAUAUACAAAUUGGUUAAACAGCUUCAAGCUGUUGUAGCGGACGAUAUGGACAAUAAGCUCCUUCAGUUAUAUGAGUAUGAGAAAUCCCGGAAACCUGGGAGGGUCAUUGACUCGGUGUAUUAUGAAAACGCCAGGAUCCUCCUUCACGAGGAAAAUAUCUAUCGGUUGGAAUGUUCUUCCUCUCCACCUCGUAUGUCAAUCCAGCUUAUGGAUAAUAUACUCGAAAAGCCCGAGGCUUGUGCAGUUUCCAUGGAUCCCACGUUUGCAAGUUAUUUGCAAAAGGAGUUUCUUUCCAUCUCAUCAGGGAAAAAAGAGCGACGGGCCAUUGUAUUACAAAGGAACAUGCGUGGAUACUCUACUCUGGAUGAUCUUGCAGUAGCGUGCAAGGCAAUGGAAAGUGUAGAAGUAAUUAAUGGCCUUGAGUGCAAGAUGUCCUGCUCUUCCUACAAGAUCUCGUAUGUUUUGGACACGGAGGAUUUCUUCCAUAGGAAGAAGAAGAAGCAGAAGAAGAGCGAGAACUCGUCACAGGACAAAUCAUCGCAGCAACGUAAAUUGGAUAGAAUAGAAAGAUUCCAUAAGUUUCUCUCAGCUUCGAGAUGA
This is a messenger RNA of Thlaspi arvense, 4047 nucleotides long. The record is from the annotation of a GenBank genome assembly. NCBI's taxonomy places the organism in Eukaryota, Viridiplantae, Streptophyta, Magnoliopsida, Brassicales, Brassicaceae.